GCGCGGAGGACGUCGAGGGGAGUCGAGAGAGCGACGGCGAGGACGCGGGGUGGAGAAUUGAGUUUCAGACGCUCGCGAAAGUGCACUGCGGCGGCGGUGGGCUCGGGAUGGCGACGUGUUUGGAUUGGCGAUCCGACGGCGCGCUCGCGGCGAGCGCCGCCGAUGGGAGUUUUCGAGUGAUGCGCGAGGACGCGUCUGCGAUCGAGAUCGUGGAUACCGUCGAGGGUGCACACGAUUUAGAGAUGUGGGCGAUCGCGUUCGACGCGACUCGCGCGGACGUGCUGUACACGGGCGCGGAUGAUUGCGCUUUCAAGGCUUGGGAUUUGCGCGACGCGUCGAGGGCGCAAAUGGUCAAUCGUAAGACGCACUGCGCCGGCGUGACGUGCGUCGUGCCGUCGCCGCGAGAUGAAAAUACCGUCGUCACGGGAUCUUACGACGAUCACGUGCGGUUGUGGGACGUCAGGUCGAUGAAAUCCCCCGUGAGCGAGCUGAACGUCGGCGGCGGCGCGUGGCGAUGUCGAUGGCAUCCGACGCGAAACGCGCUCGCGUGCGCCGCCAUGGGCGGUGGCGCCGUGCUCGUCGACGUCGACGACGCCAGCGGCGCACUCAAGGAGGUAUUUACGUACGAUGAACACGAGUCGAUAGUUUACGGCGCGGAUUGGGUGCAAUUAGACGGCGACGACGAUUCGUCAGACGUCCUCGUGACGUGUAGCUUUUACGACAAGAGCGUGCGGUGCUGGCACGUUUAA
Molecule: messenger RNA, 749 nt
Organism: Ostreococcus lucimarinus CCE9901
Lineage: Eukaryota; Viridiplantae; Chlorophyta; Mamiellophyceae; Mamiellales; Bathycoccaceae
Exons: 1
Coding region: 108-749 (213 amino acids)
Molecular function (GO): protein binding
Source: RefSeq, a predicted model, not a curated record